Molecule: messenger RNA, 1918 nt
Organism: Perca fluviatilis (European perch)
Lineage: Eukaryota; Metazoa; Chordata; Actinopteri; Perciformes; Percidae
Product: myelin-associated glycoprotein-like
Exons: 8
Coding region: 231-1157 (308 amino acids)
Source: RefSeq, a predicted model, not a curated record
CGAGAGAAAAUAAAACAGUCUCUGUUCCCAGUGUCACUGAGUAGAACUACUUGCUGUGCAGUUGUUGAUGUUAUUGAGGUAAUAUUAAGCCUACUGCAUCUUGCCAGCGUGGACACUGCAGUUGUUGUUUACUGUAAGCUGUCUCAACACAGUAGGCCAAGACAGAGCCUGUCUGAGCUACUUGGAAUUUCACAAUUUUGCAUAUUACACCACAAAAACCUCAGAGAAAGAUGGACACAAAGAGAAUGAUAUUCUGUCUGCUUGUGGCAGCUAUUAUCAGCCCUGUGUUUACUGAAGAAUGGAGGGCCAGUGUUGUAAAAGAACUUGACGCCCUGGUCACAUCCUGUGUUGUGGUACCCUGUUCAUUCACCCAUCCUAAAGAGAACCUGCCCACCUCCAGACUCAGAGGGAUCUGGCAUCGUUCGACUGAUAAAAACCAACGCAUCUACUACGAGGAUAGCACGCAGGUCUUGGAAAACUUUAGGGGCCGCACAAAGUUGUUGGGGCAGCUGGGUCAGAACAACUGCACUUUAGAAAUUACUAACAUUAAAGAUCAUGACAACGGCCCUUUCUGUUUCCGGAUCGAACUAGCACGAACAGAGACUGAUACAUCCACCGUUGACAAGUUCUCCUUUGUGGAGAGUUGCGUCACGCUCAGAAUGUCGUUGCCUGAUCCUCCGAAUCCUACAUUGAGUCACCCAAAGACGGCCAUUCAAGAUCGUCCCUACACUAUCACCUGUUCAGUCCGCCAUACCUGCCCCUCCCAUGUGCCUAAACUCACAUGGAGUAGAGGCACAGCAGAUGAGGUAACAGAGGUCCACAAGGAAAUUAGUUUGGGCUACUGGGAGGCCCAGUCCAUCCUGGCCAUCAUUCCUGAGGAGAAGGAUGAUCACAGUGAUGUCACCUGUACAGCAGAAUUUAAUGGACAGAAGACAUCAUCUGCAACAUUGAGACUCUAUGUAAAACGUACAGAAAACUAUAACCACAUCAUCAUUCCCACGGUGGCAGUGAUUGGUACAGCUGUGAUCUUUGCAGUCUUCUGCAUUUUCAUGGUGAAAAGAUACAAGAAACGCAUAGCAGAACUCCAAAAUCAAGAAGGCAGUGUGUGGAACCGCCUCUCAGAAUGUCUCGCAGGAGAAUCUAAAGGUGAGAAUUGAAAAAAAGGAACUUCACUUAAAUAUGUGAAACCACACAGUUUGCUUUAUUUGUUGUGAUGUCCGCACAGUUGAACCAAUAUGUAAAAAAUAUAUAUAUAAAAAUAUAUAAAACUGCAACAAUACAUUUAUAGCCACAAGGGGGUAGAAGAAAUUCAAAAACAAGUUUCUGCACACAGUUUCAGCAGACACAGAGCAACAUUACUGUCCCAUGUUUUUUGCACACAAUUCAGAACUGGUAUUUCAUAUGAUAUGUAUCUGGUAUUAAAAUUAUUGUGAUUGAAUCUUAAACAAUUUGUCAACAAACAUGGCAUGUCUUUGGUUGAAGCAAACAAGUUCUGUUCUUCUGUUACCGAGGGAGGGCUUGUCUCACUGUAAACCCAGAUUUAGUUGUAAUUAAACUUUUUUAGUGCUCAGUACUUAUUCUUUCAUGUUUUGUUAAAAAACAUAUUCAUUAGUAAAUCACAUUUGUUGUUUGUAAUAAUCAGCUUAAGUAUGCUAUGCACAGAUCAUAUUAAGCAGAGAUAACUAAGGAUGUUAAGUUUCUGUAUGUGAGGGACGGGGUCAUUUGAACUGUUCUGUGCUGAAGCGAUGCAAAGGCUCAUGGGAAAAAAAAAUUCUGAACGGUUUCUGUCCUAGUUAAAAUGUGUUUUAAUAAUGUUCUGUUAAUGUUGGGUGUGCAUUUAUGUUACCUGGGUUUUUGAUUUGUAUGGUUGAUUUAGUGUUCAUGUUUAUCUACAUUUAUUGUUGUACCAUGACCCGAG